GCCACCUGCCAGAGGGCACCCUUGGAGCGGCGUUCCACAGCACCCACCAUGUCUCAGGCUGGCCCUCAGGAAGGCCCCAUCAAGAAGAAGCGCCCCCCUGUGAAGGAGGAGGACCUGAAGGGGGCUCGAUGGAACCUGAACAAGAACCAGGAGAUCAAGUCCAAGACCUACCAGGUCAUGCGAGAAUGCGAGCAAGCUGGCUCCACGGCCCCAUCGGUGUUCAGCCGUGACCGCACAGGCUCCGAGACCGUCUUUGAGAAGCCGAAAGCUGCACCGGCCAAAAGCGUCUUUGGCUGAGAAGCGCACGUCCCUGCCCCUCGCCACCGCCAGCACCUAGACCAGAGCUUUGCCCAAGAGCUUCCUUUUUCAGGCCAGAGGACGCCUUUUUUAAAAAAUUUUUUUAUUUAUUAUGUAAUUCCCCCCCUUUUGUUGCCAUCGUCGUUGUUAGUGCUGUCAUUGUUGUUGGGUAGGACAGAGAGAAAUGGAGAGAGGAGGGGAAGACAGGAGGACAGGAGGAGAGAAAGAUAGACACCUGCAGACCUGCUUCACCACCUGGUGAAGCGACUCCCCUGCAGGUGGGGAGCGGGGGGACUCGAACCGGGAUCCUUACGCUUUACGCCACGUGCGCUUAACCCGCUGCACCACCGCCCGGCUCCCGAUGGCUGGAUUUUAAAAAGUUACUUUAAAAAUAGCUUUUCAGGGAGAGAGACAGCCAGAAAAAUUAGUUGGCCUCAGAGAGCUGUCAGGAAUCACUGUGGAAGGACACUCACUCCUUCCAGGCAAUUAACACAUGACAGUCGUUACAGGUCUGCAUGACAAAUGGUACAUUUACACAUGGCUACGAGUGCCAGCACAUGGCAGGUGCCAGCUAGUGUGAGAGCGGUGUGCACAGAUGCAGAAGCCGCGAACUCUGGAGUCCCAGAAGCCGUGAGCUGCUCACCCUUCACGUGCCCACCACAGCCAGGUAGAAAUACCUGUGAAAACUGGCCGUACCUGUGGAACUGGCCGUACCAGCACCUGCACAUGGAACACGUCCUGGGCAACCAGUUGCCAUGGGGAGUAGACCCACAAUGCUUUUUAUGCACCUCAUGCUCACAGUUGCGUUCGUAGGGGGCAGGGCAGGCGCAUAGAAGCCCAGCACGCACGUGCUGCCACUCAGACAGCAGGUUUUGUUGAGCAAUUUACUGUCCCGGAUUCUCAGGGCACUCACUGAGCAGGGUGAAGAUGAACAGCGGGCUCGUCCCGGGACCCACUGCUACCAUCUCCACCGGCCAGGCCUGUGUGCCGUGCAAGUUCACUGCGGGCCAACCCGGCAACAAUUCCAAAGCCCAGAGGACACCUCUUAACCUGCUGCCUCUGGGACUUUGGGGAGGGCCUCGGAGGUUAAUGGGGUGUCGUUGUGGCCACUGCCACAUUCUAGAAAGAACCUUGGAUGUGAGAACUUGGCACUGACCUGUAUGACUUCAGGCUGUUCUCUUUCUCAAGCCUCAGUACCCCCCUUACAUAAACCAGAGAAUUAAGCUGGAGCCUAUUGUAUGUGUCUCACACUACCCCCCACAAAAGCCAAGAUGCUUCCCAAAGCUCUGUGGGACCCAGGGAUCUCCAAGCUCCCUCCCAUCUGUGCCCUUGACUGCCUUCUUGCCAGCUUGUGCCCCCUGAGACAAAGCCAGGAAAAGGCUCCUCUGGCCAGUGGCGUUCCACUUCCUGAACUACUUUCUCCUCCCAGAUGCAGGCUGACACUCUCUCUGGCCACUCUGGCAGCCUUGUCCUUCCAAGGGCACACCAAGCCUCAGGCAGCGUGCCACCCUUCCUCAUCAGGCCCAUACAUCACAGGACUGUCAGAUUCAGGGGACUUCAGAAGCCAGCAAGACCACAGACAGGCUGACAGUGGCUUCUGGGCUGAGCUGGCAGGGUCUGACCCAGGACUGGGGCCUGCAGGGAAAGUCCCUCCUGUCCCCUGGGCAGGUGUCAUACUGGCUGCCAGGAGCCCUUUCCACCUUCCCAGCCAGCCUGGCCUCCUUAUAUAGCUGUUUCCCAGUGUUCAGUGCUCCAAAGGAGCUGACCUCUUAUGGCAACGGGGUCUGGGCUUGGUCUCUGGGCUCCUGGGGCAGGCUGUUCCCCCAGGCUACCGGAGGGUUGUGCUCCCCUGUGUAGUCUCAGCCCUACUCAGAGCCAGAGGGCCACGGGGUGCAGAGGUACACACGAGUGAACCUUCCUGCUGUCCUCAUGCUCAUAACUGGGAACACGCACUUACGGCCACAGACACGACACCAGAGCCCACGUCCCUCCCCCAGGGCAAAAGCUACUGGCAUUGAUGGAGGCGAGGCUCUUCCCUUGAGAGAUCCCAGCCCUCUGGAAGUCAGUCACUGCCCCAGAGCCCCCCACAUGGGACCCCAAGAACACUCACCCACCCACACAUAAGCCAACCUGGCUUGAUUUCAAGAUUGGGUACCCGGCCAUGCUUCUCUGAAGCACCUUCCUCCCAUCUGUGAUCACAGACUCGGGCCCUGGGCUUUCCUGGGCCCACCGGGGUGAUGGCAUCAGCUGUAGCCAGAUGACUUCAUCUUUAGUCACUCUGUUGCGAGUUUUGAUAAAAGCUGCAUUUCAUCGUUAUUAAAGGACCUGAAACAAAUUGCCCAUGAUCCUACCCUAGGCCCUUGGGCUGCACUCCCCUGGGUCCGGGCUCCUGACAGCGGCCCUGCCUCAAGUCUCCCGAUGGCCGACCGUCCAGCCUGCCCUUUCUCACACACAGGUGGGGUUUCCUAGGCUCCACUACCAUGACCGGCCUUCACACGGGUCACCUGAGUGUGGCCACCACAACACCUGACCUCCCUUCACGAGUUCUGUGUGGCUUAGCUUUUUGCCUUCUGUCUCAGGAUUUUUCUCAAUAAAUUCCCAGAA
Molecule: messenger RNA, 2901 nt
Organism: Erinaceus europaeus (western European hedgehog)
Lineage: Eukaryota; Metazoa; Chordata; Mammalia; Eulipotyphla; Erinaceidae
Gene: MUSTN1
Product: musculoskeletal, embryonic nuclear protein 1
Exons: 3
Coding region: 49-297 (82 amino acids)
Biological process (GO): chondrocyte differentiation; chondrocyte proliferation; tissue regeneration
Cellular component (GO): nucleus
Source: RefSeq, a predicted model, not a curated record